GGGAUCAAAUGGCAGCAUCUUAUUUGAUAAAACCUGUAACUAUCUGUCAGUGUAAGAUAUGGCUCUCUGUGUUGGUGCAGGAUGAGUGGAGGUGUACAUCAGUCCAUGUUUUUCCUUGAGCUUCCAGACCUGAAGAAGCUCUGCUGUAUCAGUCUGACUCUGCAGGAGGAGGGCGAGGAGCCCAGGAGCAAACAGAUCAAGAUCUGCAGAGAGUUGGUGCUGCUGUACUCUGAUGUGGUGGCCUCCCCAGCUCUGGACUCCUUCACUGAGAUAACAGCGGUCAUGGCUGUCCCGUUUUACCAAAAAGGCAUCCUGCAGGUGUUUGGAAGAAGACGCAGUCUGAAGCUGGGCUCUCCUCAGCGUGUGUUUCCAGGCGUCCUGCAGGCCUGUCUGUCCUACUCUCUGAUCACAAGACUGGCUCCCAGGUGGAAUAAAGCAGGACUCUACCUCGUCAGCGGAAGAGACUUUCUGACUGACGGGGGGAGGCUCAACGCUGUCAGCAUGGAGCUGAGCACCAGUGAGGGACAACUGUGCAUCAGUAUAGACGCCAACACAGUCCGACUGCCUCCAACCACACUGGAGGACUUUGACCUCCCCCUGUUAGUGCUGAGGAGGUUCUGCAGUGAACCUGACUCCGUCCUCAACCCCACCUCCACAGGGGGAGCCAUCUGGUGUCACGUCCUGCCCAGUAUGAAGAAAGGUCAGAUCAUCACCAUCAGCCGUCAGUUGCCCAAAGACGGACCUUUCAGGACCUACAGCGACCUGCAGAGUCACUGGAACCACCUGUACGGUUACAGACUCCCUGAGCUCGCAGAAGAAGAGGUGGUGUACUGCAGCAUCUACUUCAGACUGGUGGGAGAGAGACUCUUCACCUACCCUCUGAGCUGUAUCCGCCUUCAGCCUGUGCAGCCCGGCCCUCGCGUCAGCCUGCAGGGGGCGCUGGGCUCCUUCCUGUCUGACGCCAGCGACCGGCUGCAGAGUGUGUGUGGCUUUCCUGCACGACUGACCAACAAACCGUGUUAUCGCACUGUCGGACUGUGCACAGCUGCCACAGUAAAGGUGUUGAAUGGUGAGCAGGUGAAUCUCACCUCCUCCUGCUCCAUCAGGCCAGUCCUCACUCAGCUCCCUCCUCCUCCUCGUCCUCCUCCUCUUCCCCCCCGGCCUCUGAAGCGCUCAUUCAGUUCUCAACCUCCAGGCCGAGUGCCUCUCACCCAGCAGGACGGAGUGCAGAGGAUUCUGGGUAAUGGAUGUGGAUUCAGGGGCAGACUGACACAAAGUCACGGGUAUCAAGAAGAUCAACAUUGGCCCUCCUCCUCCUCAUGUGGUGUUUCCUCCUCUUCUGAUUCCUCGAGGCAUCAGUCAGCUCCUUCACUCUCCUCCUCUGCCUCUUUUUUCUCAGUUUUCCAGCCAGCCUCCUCCCUCACCUCCUCCUCCUUCACCUCGUCCCCCUCUUUGCUCCCCCCUCUUCCUCCCCCGACUCAAACCCCAGUGCUUCCUCCUCCCAAACUGGUUCCCAUCUUCACGAACAAGUGUCCAUCGCGUCGUAUCAACGUGGCCCUCCUGAGAGCGCAGAAACAGGGACAGCAGCUGAUUGGAGGAGGGGAGGAAAGAGGGCGGGUGACCUUACCUGCUUUUGGGAAGAAGACCCUAACCACGUUUUGUACUUCUUCUUCUUCUUCUUCUUCUUCUUCUUCUUCUUCUUCUUCUUCUUCUUCUUCUGUUUUCUCUUUUUCAGCUUCAUCUUGCCCACCUACCAUUCCUAGCUUCAAACCUCGCCCUAAACCCAAGAGCAGCGCCUUCCCUCUUCCAGCAGGUCACCCCAAACUCAAACGCCUCCCCAGCCUCAGCCCGGGCUUCAGGUCUAAACCCGGGCUCAUCCUCAGUCCAAAUCCAGAAAUCCAGUACGAAGCCAAGUCCAGCAACAUAACCGAAAAUAUGGCAAGUUUAGAAAGCAACACUGCAGCUAUGUCAAGAGGAAAGGUGCAGGAACAAGCAUCAAAAAUGUUUUUCCAUAAUUUAUCUUGUGGAGUUGCGUUUGAGUCAAAGCCGAAGAAAUCCAAAUCUUUGCUUCGAGUUACAGAUGUGGAGAAAAUGGCCAGGAGCAACCAGUUGUUUAAGCUGAACUCUGCGACCCUGCUGGCCUGGUUAAAAGGCAGAGGAGCGACUGUCAGUGCCAAACACAAGAAGGAGGAGCUGAUGCUGAAGGUCAUGGGCUGUCUCGCCGAGGCUUGAGGCCCACACACACACUAACACACGCACACACAUGCACCCACACUCUGCCCAUAUCGACUUAAUCUACUUACUCUGGAGCAUUAAUGCUGCUCUAAGCGACUUGAUUCAAGAUUUGAUGUUAAAACAGAAGCUGCAACAAAAGAGCACUUUCAUCCUCGCUAAUUGAGAUGCUGAAGAUUUGCCCAAAUUUUAAUCUUGUGUUAGAUGAAGUCGCUUUGGAGUCCUAUAAAGUGAAAUACAGACUUCAUAAGAUUUUUUGCUUUUGUUUGAUCAGAUUGUUAAGAUCUGUGAAAGUGUAUGCUGUUCAUUCACAAAACGUUUAAGAAAAUGUUCUUUUCAUUGAAGGAA
Molecule: messenger RNA, 2580 nt
Organism: Labrus mixtus (cuckoo wrasse)
Lineage: Eukaryota; Metazoa; Chordata; Actinopteri; Labriformes; Labridae
Exons: 13
Coding region: 82-2232 (716 amino acids)
Source: RefSeq, a predicted model, not a curated record